Messenger RNA from Fusarium coffeatum, 1734 nucleotides. RefSeq lists its product as uncharacterized. The record is from RefSeq and is a predicted model, not a curated record. Bases 1 to 1734 code for a protein of 577 amino acids. The transcript has a single exon. Gene Ontology annotation, molecular function: 2 iron, 2 sulfur cluster binding; oxidoreductase activity; molybdenum ion binding. Lineage: Eukaryota; Fungi; Ascomycota; Sordariomycetes; Hypocreales; Nectriaceae.
AUGGAAGCUGUCGCCGUUUCCCAUUCCAUGCCUGCCUUGUAUAGCAUCAAUGGAUUAGAGAUCAAGACAAGCAUCGUACAUACACCUAAGACAUCCACUUCAGAUUAUAUCGAGCUGAACGACGAUGGAGUUGUUGAGAAUGCCACAGCCGUGCAUGACGGCCCAGUAUACAUCUGUCUAGCCGAGAACUACGACUACUGGUGCGCUGAGCUUGGACUCAACCGAUCAGAAUGGGACUGGUGUCAUUGGGGAGAGAACAUCACUUUCAGAUGCACCGAUAGAACCCUCACUGAAUCUGACUUUCGGCUGGGAGACGUAUGGAGUGUCGGUAGUAGCGUACGUCUACAAGUCUGCGGAUCUCGGAUCCCUUGUAUGAAGCUCUCUUGGAGAUGUGGCCAGAAGGACUCUUGGCUGAAGACGCUAUCCGAUACUGGUCGAGUAGGAGUUUAUCUCAGAGUUCUUGCUGGGGGGCGAAUCUAUCCCGGGGACUGUGCAACUCAAGAGUCAACCUCGGGCGACAGCAUGGACGUGGCAACAAUCGCUCAAUUGGCCUUCAGCUCCGGCUUGAAAACUCGCGACACUCUCGAUUUACUAGCCAAUCACGAAAUUCUUCUCAGACUAAACAGACUGAUCAUAAAGCGAAAGCUGGCCACGAUGGAUGAUACAGAGAACAAAGGCAAGAACGCGUGGAAGGGAUGGCGAGAUCUGCGAGUCUCUCGAAUUGUCAAUGAAGGCAACGGUAUUAUGUCCUUCUUUCUCGGCCCUAUGGACGACAGGGAAUUAUCGUGGUAUCUACCUGGGCAGUUCCUGACUGUACGGCUACCAACAGGUCAAGUCCGCAGCUGGAGUAUCUCAGACUGGCCUGGUCGCACUCAACCCAGAUUUUACCGCCUCAGCAUCAAGGAAGCAGGAAGUGCUUCGGCAUGGAUGUGCAAUGAGUGCACUAUCGGGACCACCCUUUCAGCACGCUCACCUGCUGGGCGGUUCGUUCUGGACUGGUCCCAACCGGUUACCCCUCGACAAAUCUAUCUAUCUGCUGGGAUCGGAAUCACGCCCAUUCUUGCCAUGAUUAAGGCCCAUGCGGACCAUCCCAACAUGAGGAGUGUCCCAGGUAUCUGGAUCCAUGUAACGAAAGACGGAGCAAACCUGCAGCUUCAGGAUGAGUUUCUUCGGAUUGAUGACAACCCCACAAAGCGAAUGGUUUUUAUGACGCAGCCUCGGGAUAUUGAUGUCUACGAGAGACAGUACAGCAUCUCAGGAAGGCCAACUUUGGAGUCCUUGACACAAAUACUGGGAGAGACAUACCAGAUCAAUCCGUUCGGUACCGCCGAGAUGGAUCUGCCCGCUACGUUCUCGGCGGCGUACAUUUGCGGACCCAAAGACUUCGAGAUCGACAUGAGAAGCAUCCUUACAAGCCUCAAGAUCCCCCCAUUCUUUAUUUGCAGCGAGAGCUUCUCGUCCUCAGGUCACGCCAUUGGUGACUUAGAGAAGGCUUCGGUCCACUUCACCAAGUCUAACAAGACUGCCAAAUGGGAGAAAGAAAAUUCAAUGUCUCUACUGGAGCUUGCAGAGUCUGUUGGCCUAUCGCCCGAUUACGGUUGUCGCGUGGGUGCCUGUGGAAGCUGCACUGCCAAAGUAACUUGUGGCUCAGUUUCAGGAGGUGUUCAAAUGGAUGGAAGUGUAUUGACGUGCUCGGCCAUUCCUUCGUCUGACGUUGUUGAGGUUGAACUUUGA